ACAAUAAUGGCUUUUGACAGAUAUGUCUCAAUCUGCCAGCCACUUAGAUACCAAAGUAUAAUGACAUCCAGUAAUAUAUCUAAACUUAUUAUUCUUGCCUGGCUUCUCCCUUUUGUAUUACUUGGAAUGCUCAUAGCUCUUACAUCCAGGCUACCAUUGUGUGACAACAUUAUAGAGAAACUUUACUGUGAUAACUGUUACCAGCUGUCUCCUAUGAGGACGUUCCUGUCACUGCAACUGUUGAUUGUCCCUCCACUGCUCAAUCCACUCAUCUAUGGCAUCCGACUGCAAGAGAUGAGGGUCGCUAUAGUGAGAGUCUUUCAGAAACAGAGAGCUGGCAGUAAGUAA
Messenger RNA from Megalops cyprinoides (Indo-Pacific tarpon), 348 nucleotides. Its product is annotated as olfactory receptor 11H1-like. Gene Ontology annotation, biological process: G protein-coupled receptor signaling pathway. Gene Ontology annotation, molecular function: G protein-coupled receptor activity. The record is from RefSeq and is a predicted model, not a curated record. The transcript is spliced from 2 exons. The annotation marks the transcript as partial. NCBI's taxonomy places the organism in Eukaryota, Metazoa, Chordata, Actinopteri, Elopiformes, Megalopidae. Gene Ontology annotation, cellular component: membrane.